Molecule: messenger RNA, 1149 nt
Organism: Achroia grisella
Lineage: Eukaryota; Metazoa; Arthropoda; Insecta; Lepidoptera; Pyralidae
Gene: mRpL55
Product: large ribosomal subunit protein mL55
Exons: 2
Coding region: 181-528 (115 amino acids)
Biological process (GO): translation
Cellular component (GO): mitochondrial large ribosomal subunit
Molecular function (GO): structural constituent of ribosome
Source: RefSeq, a predicted model, not a curated record
UUUGCUAGAUAUGUUUUGGACUGAACGUCAAUAUAUAUUACAUACAUGACAGAAUGUCACAUUAAAAAUAAAAAGACGAUUAUAUUCAUUACGAAUUAAGGCAUUUUCUGUUCAUUAUUAUUAAUUUUUAAUUAACGGUGUGUUAUUGAGUGUUCUUUGGAAGUUUUAUUUAUAAAUACUAUGUAUUCCAACUUAUUAAAUACCUUAAAAACAUCGGUUGUAAAUUUAAAUACGUAUAACAGAUAUUUAAGCAAUAAUGUUGCGUGUAUAACCAAAAUGCAUCGAGAAGUUUAUUCAAGAAUGUAUCCAACUCGAGUUGUAUUACCUGAUGGGGCUUCAAUUAUUGUUAGAUAUCACGAACCACGCAAUAUUAUUAAGUUGCCACUUAAUUUAUCACUGUUAUCUGAAGAAGACAGACGUAUUAGACUAGAAAGAAGAAAACCAAAGAAAAAAGUGAAAAUUACAGAUGAUGUUGAAGACAAUUUUAAUGCUAAUAAAUAUUUGAAAUUCAUGAAAAAACAAAAAUAGUAAUAUUAGUAAUACUUUUAUUUAUUCAAUUAGUUCAAUAGAAUGCGGCAUAGUUAUACAAAUAGUUUUAAUUAAUAUCAUGUUAGUGGUUGAUGACAUUGAUAUAUACUUAUUUCAUUAUUCUUUGUGCAUUAUUUUUUUAUGUUAUCCUAAAAUAAUUAAAAAAAGAAGAAAGAUGAUUUGUCCUGAAUUGUUAACAAUAGGAUAAUAGUAGGAAGUAUAGUAAUAAUAGUAGGAGCCUAUAAAACAUAAUAGUAGAGUUAUUAGAGGUUAGAGUUCAUCUGAAUAUAUCUGGUUCCUUCAGAGUGGCUCCUAUUGUGGAGAAAGUAAGAGAAAGUCGCUUAUGCUGGUAUGGCCAUAUUCAAAGAUGCAAAGAUGACUAUGUGGUUAAAAGAGUGCUCAAGAUAUCAAACUCGACCAGAGGUAGGGGCAGGCCACAUGUUACUUGGUAGAAUAAUAUUAAGAAGCAGAUGGAUCAGGACAACCUUAAUAUACAGACAACCCAGAACAGAGUUCUCUGGUGCGGAUUUACAGGGAGACCCGACCCCAGAUAAACUGGGAACAUGGGUUGGACAAAGAAGAGAGUACAUCUGAUGAUUUCGACUUCAAUUCUAAAAACCU